AUGAACAACAAGCACUACCUGACAGUGGCAGACGAUGACGACGAAAACCCGACCUGCCUGUUUGACACUUGUGCAGUCAAUAAAAAGUAUCAGAAGUUUCGCCUAAAGCUGGUCGAUGAACGCGCUUUCAUCCUGAAAUUUAAAGAAACUGGAGAUUUGCUGGGCCACUUGAAUGAUGAGAUUGUGUGUGUAAGAAAACGUCGUCUCACUGAUCAUCCGUCAUCAAUGCUAUGGGUGUUGAAAGAACCUACCGACGGUGUGUUGUCUUCAUCGCUAUGCGAUGAUCUCGGCUUUACCGAUGUCACUCCUGUCCAAGCUGCCACGGUUGUCAAGAGCGCAGUUCAGAAGGAUGACGAGUUAAGAAAGCGCCACGACACCAUUGUGAAAUUGGCACUGGCUGGCGCGUCGGUGGAAUACAUCGAUGGCAUUCUUUUGCGCCUGUACGGAUCGAAC
Molecule: messenger RNA, 453 nt
Organism: Phytophthora nicotianae INRA-310
Lineage: Eukaryota; Oomycota; Peronosporomycetes; Peronosporales; Peronosporaceae
Exons: 1
Source: RefSeq, a predicted model, not a curated record